GGUCGUCCUUUCCAGAAAAAAUGGCAGCUGUUGACAUCGACAUGCCGGUGGAAACAGAGCCGCAGAUCCGCAACCAGGAUGACCUGGAACGUCAGGCCGAAGGCUUCAAAGAGCAAGGAAACGCGUUCUACAGCAAGAAGGAUUACUCAGAGGCUUUCAACUAUUACACAAAGGCCAUUGACGCAUCCCCCAGAAAUGCCAGCUAUUAUGGAAACAGGGCGGCCACCCUCAUGAUGCUCUGUCGCUUUCGAGAGGCCCUAGAAGAUUCCCAGCAGGCUGUGCGUCUGGAUGACUGUUUCAUGAAGGGGCAUCUACGUGAAGGAAAGUGCCACCUGUCUUUGGGAAAUGCCAUGGCGGCAAGUCGCUGCUUUCAGAAGGUUCUGGAGCUGGAGCCCAGCAACAGAGAAGCUCAGCAGGAGAAUAAGAAUGCAACAACGCUGCUGGAGUACGAGAAAAUGGCAGAUUUCGGCUUUGAAAAGCGGGAUUUCAGAAAGGUGGUGUACUGUAUGGACCGGGCCUUGGCUUUGGCUUCUGCCUGCCAUCGCUUCAAAAUCCUGAAGGCAGAGUGUCUUGCUUUACUGGGACGCUAUCCUGAAGCUCAGUCUGUUGCAAGUGACAUCCUGCGUAUGGACUCCACAAAUGCCGACGCGCUGUACGUUCGAGGACUGUGUCUUUACUACGAAGACUGCAUCGACAAAGCAGUACAGUUCUUUGUCCAGGCUCUGCGCAUGGCACCUGAUCAUGAAAAGGCGCGGUUAGCCUGCAGGAAUGCCAAAGCCUUAAAAGCCAAGAAAGACGAGGGCAACCAGGCAUUUAAGAGCUGCAGCUAUGAAGCCGCCUACCAGCUGUACACUGAGGCGCUGACGAUAGACCCCAACAACAUCAAGACCAACGCUAAACUCUACUGCAACAGAGCCACGGCAGGAGCAAAGCUGAAGAAACUUAAUCAAGCCAUCGACGACUGUACCAGUGCAAUCAAACUAGAUGACACUUACAUCAAGGCCUACUUAAGAAGAGCUCAGUGUUACAUGGACACAGAGCAGUAUGAAGAGGCUGUACGGGACUAUGAAAAAGUUUACCAGACAGAAAAAACCUCAGAUCACAAGCAUCUGCUGAAGACGGCACAGAUGGAGCUGAAGAAGAGCAAACGGAAAGAUUAUUACAAGGUGCUCGGAGUCGGCAAGAACGCCACAGAGGACGAGAUCAAGAAAGCGUACCGCAAGCGGGCCCUCAUGCACCACCCAGACCGCCACAGUGCAGCGACUCCAGAGGUGCAGAAGGAGGAGGAAAAGAAAUUCAAGGAAGUGGGCGAGGCCUUCACCGUCCUCUCUGACCCGAAGAAGAAGAUCCGCUAUGACAACGGGCACGACCUGGAAGAUGACGGCUGCUUUGAUGGUGGAGACUUUGAUGCAAACAACAUCUUCAGGGCUUUCUUUGGUGGCCAUGGUGGAGGAUUUAGCUUCGAUUCCAGUCCAGACAAUGGGCCUGGUAAUUUCUUUUUCCAGUUCGGUUAAAGCAAAGGAGCACGUGGGGAAAUUGCAGCCUUGCAGAGGACAAAAGUUGGACCCACAGUCACUUCACGAUGCUCAUAAUCCUGAGUGCAAAAUCUCCCCGCUAUUGUUUCUCAAGAGGUCUUUGAUUAUUGCAUUCACUCCCAAAUUUACUCCCUACAUUGAUGCUAACAGACACUGGGAAGGAUAAUUCAGAGGCUUUAGUUAUGAUUUAACAUAUUUAAGUACUUAAGAAGUCUUUUUGAAGAGAUUUGGAUCAGCUGAUCAGAGCAUGUCUCUUUUGCCAAAAUUGACUUUACGAUAAAUAAAAUCUUCUCUUGUAAAACUGCCUCGGCCAUCAUAAAAGGUGAUCAGUAGUGAGGACGUGUAAAAGCACGAUGGUUGGUUAUUUUUUAGAGGACAUAACAAUGUAUACAUCUUUAAGGCUCCCCUAGGAUGGCAUAUCUCCAUAGAGCAAGAGUCAGUGUACUGUGGAAGUUCAAUGUCAAAACUGACCUCAGGACAGCCUGUUUAGGACAGCGCUGUUCUCUUGCGAGUAUGUGUCCAGGUUUUAUUGGCUCACUUGCCAAAUAUAGUAUCGACUUGCAGGGUUUUUCUUUCUUCUCCAUGCUGCGUUGUAUAUUUGACUCGAAUGUAAAGCAUUAUGUGUUCACACGUUUUUCUUCGGUCUUCCCUCAGUCCGUGUAUAUUUAUUGUACUGAAUAUCCUAAAAUGUAUGCAGCAGAAUGCCAGUGGUCUUUGUCUUCCUCCUUUUUUUAAGAGACUCAUUUGUAAAUGUUUUCCACGUCAUCCAAAAAAAAAACUUUUUAUGAUACAGGCCAAAAUCAGAAUCCAUCUACAGAUUUUUUUUUCUUUUUCUGCUGUAAGCAAUUUGACACUCGCUUUGACUAAACAAGCCACACAUCUGCUCCAUUCAAAUUCAUUCAAAAGUGGUGCCUUACCAGAAGCUUCUUCCAGUGAAACCUCCAUCAGUCACUGCAGAGCAAGCCACAUCCUAUUUGAAAAAGGCAGCAUUUACACUUGUAUAGCAUGUUUUUUUUUUUUGUUUCGUUUUGUUUUGUUUUUUGUGCUUUUCCAUAGGAAGACAUGUCAUGUCCCCUAAAGUUCAAUUUUUGCAACUGAGAUCGUCAUCAUGUCUAACAUGAAGGACUUCAAUUUGGUUUCAUGCCAUCUGUCACGCCUAGCUGUCAUCCUCCUAUACUUGUCAUGCACGUUCGGUCAGUACAGCCCUUCCCCUACUCGUUCCACCUGUUUACGGGGGCGUCGAUAGCAGGGUGGAAGCUUCUGUUGUUGUUUGUUCUGUCACUGAUCUGUGAAUCAUUUUUAAAACUUGUUACAGUAUUGACAAGACGUGCUUUUUUUAAAUUGUGAAAAUAAAGGCUCGUCUUUUACUGUA
Molecule: messenger RNA, 2907 nt
Organism: Stegastes partitus (bicolor damselfish)
Lineage: Eukaryota; Metazoa; Chordata; Actinopteri; Pomacentridae
Product: dnaJ homolog subfamily C member 7-like
Exons: 14
Coding region: 21-1514 (497 amino acids)
Molecular function (GO): protein binding
Source: RefSeq, a predicted model, not a curated record